UUUUCUGAACUCUGACCUCUGUGCUUGUGUCUCUGAUCGGAGCUCAUUUGAGGAGGAUUCUGCUGGUUAGAAAAUGAAAGUAUUCCUUCAGAUGAAUGGAUGGUUACGGCUGUUUCACUAGCUACGCAGCAGCUACACUCACUCUUUAAUACGAUUUGCGGACGCAGCGCGUCACACGGCUGCUGUCAGAUAACAUGACUUCAUGUGUUUUGUUAUGCUACAUAGCUAGUUAACUGUUGGCUAGUCAGCUAGCUAGCAGGCUCUGUCACCGCCAUAUAACUUCUAACAGUCUAUGGUCACCGCUAAUAGUGUUAACGUUAACUUAAAAAAGCGUUGCUGUCAAGUCUGAAUAACACCCGGCUUUACAAAUUAGAGUAAAUACGAUGACCAGCAACCAGUUCUUUCUCCGGGAUUCAUGACCGUCCCUCUGUCACAAUGUAUUCGAGGCCAAUUUUACCAAAAAACGGAACAAGCCGCCCUGAAGUAGUUAGUAAUAACAGUGAGCUAACGUUAGCUAACCUGAGUUAGCCAGGUUACAGCUCACCGUGUCUGUCGCCAACAUUUCAAGUACCUGGCAGUGUGAAGUACGGUCUUGGGCGAGCUAACUGGACAACCAUCAGCUAACCGGGCUAGUUAGGAUAACUUUACCAUUUUCUAGCAUCAACGGUUAGCGGCGGGAUAACGUUUCCAGCGACAAUGGCUAAUGUUACAGACCUUCAAACAAAAUACAGCAAGCUGGCGCAGGAGUACUCCAAGCUGCGUGCCCAGAACCAGGUGCUGAAGAAGGCAGUUGUGGAUGAACAAGCCAACUCUGUCUCACUAAAGGAGCAGCUGAAGCAGAGGGACCAGAGCCUGAGGAAGCAGGAGCAGGAGAUGGACAGUCUCAGCUUCAGGAACCAACAGCUGGCCAAGAGGGUGGAGCUGCUGCAGGAGGAGCUAGCUGUCAGUGAAGCCAAGGGCAAAAAGGGGAAGAGUAAAGGAGACUCUCCCUCACAACAUGGCCUGGAGACCCAGAGUGUUUUUGAUGAGGACCUGCAGAAAAAGAUAGAAGAAAAUGAGCGACUUCAUAUCCAAUUCUAUGAAGCAGAUGAGCAGCACAGGAGGCAGGAGGCCCAGUUGAGGGCACGGCUACAGGAGCUGGAGAAAGACUCCGAGCAACACCAAGCUGUUGUGGACGGACUCACCACUAAGUCCAUGGAAACAAUUGAGCGGCUGCAGAGCGACAAGGCACGUUUAGAGGUGAAAGCACAAACCCUGGAGAGGGAAGCAAAAGAGUGCAGAAUGCGAACAGAAGAGUGUCAGCAGCAGUUGAGGCGGUGCCAGACAGAGCUGAACAGACAGGUGAAACAAAGCAGCAGUGUUAUCCAGGAGAAAGUGCCCUUCAAUGACACCAAAUUUAGCGACUAUAACAGCCUAAAUGUGCCACCACACAAUCGAAGGCACCAGCUUAAAGCCCGGGACUUGGCAGGUCAGGCCCUGAGCUUUAUUCAGGACCUGGUGGCUGCACUGUUGAACUUCCACUCCUACACAGAACAAAGAGUGCACAUCUAUCCUCUGGACUCCUCCAUCGAGCCCAUCUCCCCUCUUAACCAGAAGUUUUCUCAGUAUCUACAUGAGAAUGCAGCCUAUGUGCGCCCCCUGGAGGACAGCUUUCUGCAGUUACACCAAAGCAUCACAGAGGACACUGUCACAGCACUGGAGACUGUGGUCAAGCUGAAGAGCUUCGCUGAUAAUUUCUCCUCAUACACCCACUUUCUGCAAAAGAUUCUUCCCUAUCAGCUGAAAAGCCUGGAAGAAGAGUGCGAGGCACCUAUUUGUACUGCUGCCCUUACUGUGAAAAACCAGGAGCUUCAGAGCGACAUGAAGAGAGUGACUUUUGUGUUUGAGAAACUGCAGAACUACAUUAACCUUUUGGCCUUACCCAGUGUUCGGCAGGAUGCCAUGCCACAGAGCAGUACCUCAGCUGUCUUCACCCAGCUGGCUGCCUGCCUACACAGUCUUCACGAUGCCAUUAAAGAGAUGUCAAAGCACUACAACCAGAAGGCUGGCUUAGAGCAGGAUCUCCCCACCGUCACCCAGAAGCUCUGCACCACCUCAGAGUGCCUGCUGGGAUCUUUGGGCUCUCUGACCAGCAGCACCGGCAAGAUUGCCACUUUUUUCAGCAACAACUUGGACUUUUUCACAUCAUCAGGCUACAGUCCAAGAGGCAGCACAGUAGCCCUCAACCCUUUGCAAGCAGAGAGUAUGCUGGCCAACAAAAAGAAAGCAGCUGCCUAUAUCCAUGCUAUCAAAAAGCCCAGGCCACAGUCCGUUCCAUACAGAGAAGCCCUGUCAAACCGUCGUAUACUUACCAGCUCCACUGAGAGCAGAGAAGGUCUCACUCAGCAGGUGCAGCAGAGCCAGGAGAAGAUUGCUCGGCUGGAGCAGGAGAAGGAGCACUGGCUCCUGGAGGCCCAGCUGGGGAAGGUGCGGUUGGAAAAGGAAAACCAGCGCAUUGCGGACCUGGAAGCACAGCUCGCAGCAGCUCUAGGGGGAAGUCCAAACUCACAAACAGCUGCAGCCAGCACACUCGCACAGAGCCAUGAGGAAGCAGACAACGAGCAGAAGGUUGCAGGGAUAGAGACAACGCUGUGCACCAGCCUGGUUGGCAUGUUGUGCACAACACCUACAGUUGAGCAUGUGGGAGACGACGAGUCCAGGGAGCAGCUGAUAAAAAGUCACUAUAUGGCCAGAGUAGGAGAGCUCACCACCCAGCUCCAGAUUUCAGACAGCAAAGCUGUGCACUUCCACUCUGAGUGUCGAGCUUUGGCCAAGAGAUUAGCCAUUGCAGAAAAAUCACGGGAGACUCUGAGCGAGGAGGUCAAACUGGCUAACCAGAACAUCACACGCUUGCAGGAUGAGCUGGCUACAACGAAGAGGAGCUACGAAGACCAGCUCAGCAUGAUGAGCGACCACCUGUGUAGUAUGAAUGAGACUUUGAGCAAGCAGAGAGAAGAAAUCGACACGCUCAAACUGGGCAGCAAGGGAAACGCCAAAAAGAACAAAGGACGCUAGAGCUGCCCUCAAAACUCUGGCUCCAUUUGGCAUCAAAAAGGGGACCUUGAGAGAAAAUCUGUUCUGUGGAGCCUCCCAGUAGAGUCCUGGUACCAACACUGUCACCAAACUGCAGGACGACUACAUGAUCCUCAGAUUCCUCCACUGUCAGGCAGUGGCAAUACAAAUGAAACUGUAUGGAGGCUUGAACAUGUUUGACUGAAGAAGCUUCUUUUUUCCCUUUUCCUCGUCACAGCGCCAGUUAUAACACAACAUAAUUUGCUAAAGAUGCUUUCCGAAACAGUACCGGAAGCUGCUGCUUGACCUUUUGGCCGAAGCACGGUGGGAAAGAGACAGCUUUUCCCCAAAAGGCACGGAGGAAGAUAAACAGCUGAAACAGUUGAAGUUGGUAAUGCUCACUGAAGUCAAGACUUGAAGACCAAACCCUGUUGAUCAAUGUGUGUAUUUUUCCUGCUUAACGUACGUGUGAGAGAUUCUUACUGCUUAUCUGUGGGAAACAGAGUAAAUGUUGGUGUGGCUGUAUGUGUGCAGAGUGUUUCAUUGUGUGACUGUGGCACACGUCAGUAUUGUUUUACACUUAGAUUUUUUUUAGAUCAAAUUCGAGAUGAUUUGCUCAAGUGGUUCCAAGGGCCUGUAUGUCCACAUACAGCAUAAUACCCCCGUAUAAAACAUGCGUAUAUCACAAACUUCUUUAAAGAAGGGCUUUAAAACCUGAAUGAACAACCAACAAAAGACACACUUGAAUUCAUUCCUCAUUUAGGAAACUGUUUAGUCCUCUGGGAGUGGAGAAAAGAAAAGAUGUCUGCCUUGAAGCACUGAUUAACUGUGUUUACCUAGACGAAAAGGGUAGGAUGGACAAGUCAGAGCUCGUAAAAUGGUGUUAGUCUGUCUCUGUGAAGUUACUUUGUAACAAUAGUUGUUUUUAUCACCAAAGUAAGUGUGGAUGUGCACUCAGAAGCCUGGUGUGGCACAAUGGUCUCUUAAUUCAUGUUGUAAUAUGUUUGGACAAAAAGGGUUAUGUGAAUAUACACUCAUUUGAAAUCAUGAUAUAAUUGUAUUGUAUAAUUUCUAAAUAUAUAUAUAUAUAUCUAAAUGUGUGUGUGUGUACACACAUACACAUUCAAAAAGGCAUUCAUUCAGAGGUUACAAAUCUUUAUUUUCCACAAAAUUCGAAAAACUGAAUCUGCAGUUUUUUGUGUGUCUCCUAUAAGGCUGGAUUAGUGGGAAGUUUCAUGCAGGGGUUGGCCCAUACUGUAAUGGGUGCUUAGACAACCUGAUUCAUGAGUCAUGGCAGAGUGCAGUUAAAGUUUACAGUAAAAUAGAAGCGCUUUUGUUUGUAGUGACAUAAGGUAAAUGGAAAAAAAGCCCAGCAGUGUCUGAGAAGUUCGUUCAAACCUCUUGUUUGCCUGUCUACACCUGCCAGCAAACCUUUGACCACAAAAUGUUGCCAACGCCCCCUAAACUGAUAAAGAAUAAUACUUGUAUUCUCACAAUGUAACCUGUUCAAAAGCACAUAUAAAUAUGAAACAAAAUAAAAAGCUUGUUCAACAUUUAAA
This is a messenger RNA of Siniperca chuatsi (mandarin fish), 4610 nucleotides long. It is a transcript of the gene ppp1r21, whose product is annotated as protein phosphatase 1, regulatory subunit 21. Gene Ontology annotation, cellular component: membrane; early endosome. The record is from RefSeq and is a predicted model, not a curated record. NCBI's taxonomy places the organism in Eukaryota, Metazoa, Chordata, Actinopteri, Centrarchiformes, Sinipercidae. The coding region runs from base 697 to 3054 and encodes 785 amino acids. The transcript has 22 exons.